CCUCCUCCCCCUCUUCCUCCAAACUUUCACACACACGUCGGACCUCCGCACAACCGUAGCAAACAUCAAGCAUGGACGCACGGCUCUCUGCUUCUCUGUUCGCCGGACUUGUGGUCCUCCUUCACGGCUUCACAGCAUGGGCGGCGGUGGAGGUGAACAUGGAGGACAGGGUGGAGGUUUUCAAGGGAGAGACAGCUCAGAUCACCUGCAUGUUCACCACAGAUGACAGCAUCGAUGCAUUGACCAUCCAGUGGUUCUAUGUGUCGAGGACGGGAGAGAAGCAGAAGAUCUACCAUCAAGACGCCAACCUCAAAGAGAUGGACCAGCAGUUAGCAGACCGCUUCACUGUCAACGUCACAGCGGCCACCGGAGAUGUGGUGCUGAUCAUCACUGAUGUGCAACUGAAGGACCAGCUAGAGUUCAUCUGUCUUGUCAAGAGUCAGACGGACGCCGUCUCCGAGGGACGCACCAAGCUACUGGUGUUCGAAAAACCAGACUUACCUACCAUCGAGGGUGUUCAGACUGGGAUCUACGUCAACAAAGACACGUUGUCCAGGAUUGGCUCCUGCGAGGUCAAAAAUGGCUUCCCCAAGCCCAACAUUACUUGGUACCGAAACAACAUGCCAUUAGGAGGAGUUAGUGAUGUGGUGUCGGUUGCGCAGAGCACCACCAUGGAGUCCAGCGGUCUGUUCUCCGUCAGGAGCGACCUGAACCUGAAGGUGAUGAAGGAGGACAAAGACACUCAGUUCUACUGCGAGGUCACCUACCUCGUUCCCGGAGGAACCAGAAUGACUGAGACCAGCCCCAUUAAUAUCACCGUAUACUACCCAUCCACUGCUGUCCACCUGUGGGUGGAGUCGCCAAAAGGCAAAAUUAAAGAGGGCGAUUCGAUUAUAUUUCAUUGCUACGGCAACGGGAACACGCAAUCCUCAGUCUAUAACAUCAAACAUGGAGAAAUUGAUCAUGACAUGGUCUCUAACAUGUUUGUGCUGGAAAACGUGACCCGCCUCCACAGCGGCAAUUAUGAGUGUACCUCAAUGGACAUGGAAACCUAUGACCAGCUCUCAGGGAAUACCACUGUGCAUGUUAACUACCUCGACCCAGCCGUGGUGCUGCCCGCCAACGUGGAGAUGGCUCAAGGCGAUGACUUGACAGCCACCUGCAACGCUCUGUCUUCUCUUCAGACACACACAGCCUGGUUCAAGGAUGGACGAGAGCUUUCAACAGGCCACACUUUGAGAGUGAAGGAUGCCACCUUUGACACAGCAGGGACGUACAAGUGUGUGGUGACCGUUCCUGAAAUUGACAGCAUGCAGAGGAUGGAGACCCUUCAUGUCAAUGUAAAAGGUGCACCAGAGAUCAUGAAACCUGAACGCACAGACAUCGAGGAGAGUUUGGCCAAUACAGUGGAGCUGACCUGUGACGUGCGUGGGUUCCCAAUCCCCACCGUUAUUUGGACCACGCUUGAUGGAAAGGUCCUGGAGACCACAUCCCAAACAGACACAGAGGACAGCGUCCACAGUGUGGUGACUGUGGAGGUGACCUCCGAUAUCACCGCCUUCUGCAAUGCCUCCAACGUGUACGGCGCCGACGGUGUGGCCUUCAACAUUAAAGCCAUUGUAUACACUACAGCAGCCACCACCACCACAACCACUAGCACAAGCACGAGCACGAGCACAAGCACGAGCAGCACUCGCACAAGCACGAGCAUUCUUUCCUCUUCCACAGUCCAACCUGCAACCGCUGUCCCACCAGAGAAAAUCAGGAAAGAGGGCAGCGGUGUAAUCAUUGCGGUCAUCAUCAUUUGCCUCCUGUUGUUGGCCAUCUUGGGAAGUGUGCUGUACUUCCUCUACAAGAAAGGAAAGAUCUGCGGCCGCUCCGGCAAGCAAGACCUCACCAAAGAGAAAUCCAGCAAAGACAACAUCGUGGUCGAAAUGAAAAGUGACAACACGGAGGAAGCCAUCCUCCUAGGGGUCAACGGAGAGAAGCUGAGCCCGAGUAACCAGUAAACAACGGCGAGGAGGAAGCCGCUGCUGGGACCCGACGCCUCCAAGCUCCACCACAGCCUCUUUUUCCUGCAAUCAAAAGCUGUCAAAGACCCAAAAAUCCUCACACUGGGCCCGAUAACAUCCUUGCAUGUUUGUUGGAGGGCAGCAAUGUUUGUUUCUUAUGUUGCUGACCCAACAUUGAGCAGGGACUGUUUUUUUUUUUCCUAAUCCAGACGAAUAAUCACUGUAUCGCACACGUACAGGCUCUUCCUCCAGUGUACAUAUUACCAUCGUCCGUGUAUAUAUAUAUAUUUCCUUAUUUAAAGUGUAUUGACAUUUGAUUUAUGAAGAGCAGAGAGAGACCUUCUGCAAAAGUCCGCACACUGAAAAACUUUGUAUAUGUCACAAAUUUCUUUAGAGAUAAUUCAAAUCAGUAGAGGUAAUAUUUCAAAUUCCCCUGAUGCAGAUCAAAACUGAUGCAGCACAAAAAGGCAUCCAGAUGAACCCGAGUGGCCGUGCAGCUUGACAGGACAUCUUGGCCUUUUAGCUCUCAAAUCAAACCCCUGGUUCAUUUCUUAAAAAUAAUCUUCCCCAUUUGACUCUCCGCAGCUAACAAAUAGCAUCUUCACUCUUCCACUAGAAAGGAUAUAUUUUUUCUAAAUUAUUAUGGAUUUCACAUCAUUGGAUUUUUCGUUCCUUUCUGUUCCUUUAAGGUGUGAAUAUUGCAUGUGUGUGAUCAAGCUUUACAAAUGGUAAAAUAUUACGCCAAAGAGAUUACAUACAGAGCUUUGACUAUAUAUAAGUAAUCAAAAAACACAAAACAAAACACUUUCUACUGUUAAGGUAUGAACCGCAGUGAUUUUUUUGUUGUUGUUCAGUGCACUGAUUCCUUUGUGGUCUUCAUACAGUUGUGUUGUUUUUGUGAAAUGUGAAAGUUUCUUUUUGCCAUGCGAAAAUGAAGGCUCAUGCCGUGACUGCAUUAAGUUGUUCACUUUGGCGAGGGGGGGGGGGGGAGAGCAGGUUUGUGUUCAUAAAAAAAAAAAAAAAAAAAAGUAUUUGUGUGUUCUGAGAAUAUUUAUGCGGGAUAAACCAAAGCGACACACAGGAUGCCUUACAUUCAGUGGGGGCCGGACAUGGACCCCACGCCAGAAACUGCAACCGCUUACGCUGACCUGGGACUUUGACUACAUUUCCUUGAUUGAAUACAAGUUAAAUUCUUGAUCAAUUAGUCGAUUUUGUUAAUUAAAUGGUAGAACAGCUUGGUAAAAAUUCUGAAAUUGUGUUUCCAAACGACGUUCAGCUUUUGAUAGCUGAUGUUAAUUUGUCCCUUUUAAGACCGAAAACCAGCAGAGAUCGAAUCAACAGCGCCAAUGCUGGCCGCAGCCAGUUUCUGUACUCAAAACGCCGUUAAUGCCAACAAUUGACUCCACAUGAUUUUCAACACUAGAUUACUAUGACCAUCGCUAAACAUUGUUGUCCACGUUGUAUGUGCGUGACAUGGUGACUGGACUACUGAGGAGGGGAAACACCCUAAUUUUACACGCACGCAAACACACACACACACACACACACACACACACACACACACACACACACACACACACACACACGCACACACAACAAGGGCUGAAUGAGUAAAAGAUAUGCAAGACAAUCAACACAUUUACAAUAUUGUGAAAUAGCACAAGGAUUUUAUGGCUUGGUGUGAUUUGACACUUUAAGGUGUUUUGUGCCUUGUGCCAUUUCGAUGCCAUCCCUGAAGUUCUGUGGUUUGGAUCAGGAUCCUGCAUACCGACAUCCUGUUGAUGGACAGUCAAUUUGUCAAUUUUUCAAUUAGUUGUCCAUUUCUUUUGCUCUUUAAAGUUUCAAAGACAUCAAAUGUAAAACUAUGCUUUUUCAAACUAUUUUUAAAAAAUUCAACUCAAUAAAAAAUGAAUAUUAAAGGGAGUGUUUGUUGUGAAUGAAUUUAUC
Molecule: messenger RNA, 3959 nt
Organism: Syngnathoides biaculeatus (alligator pipefish)
Lineage: Eukaryota; Metazoa; Chordata; Actinopteri; Syngnathiformes; Syngnathidae
Gene: mcamb
Product: melanoma cell adhesion molecule b
Exons: 17
Coding region: 72-2009 (645 amino acids)
Source: RefSeq, a predicted model, not a curated record